CGUGCCCACAAUAUUCUGACCUUGUCAAAAAAAAUUUUUUAAAAAUAAAAAAACUAAAAUUAAUUUCAGGAGUACAAGCUAUUGUUUAAUAACAAAAUAUAAUAGAAGCAGGAAAUUUUUAUUUCAAAUGGAGCAAUAAGUGUUUUUUAUGAUUAGUUCUAUUAGAAAAAGUGCUUGGUGACUAUUGGCGUGAAGGAUGUCGUUAGAUUGGUUACUUAAGACGAGUAUCGUCUUGUUGUUAAUUGGAGGAUUUUGUAUUGAAAAUGUAUUCGGACAAUUUCAAACGUCGCCGCAUAUUAUCGUCUUUAUGGCCGAUGAUUUGGGAUGGAACGAUGUUGGUUUUCACGGAUCAAACCAAAUUCCAACACCAAAUAUCGAUGCUUUAGCGUACAAUGGAAUAAUUUUAAACAGACACUAUGUGCUUCCAUCUUGCACUCCCUCGAGAGCAGCAUUUUUUACUGGAAAAUAUCCUCUGCGAAUGGGUAUGCAGGGUGGCGGGAUUAAGGGCGGAGAACCUAGAGGAAUUCCACUAAAUAUCCAAAUUUUACCUGAGCAUUUACGAGGAUUAGGAUAUGUGACAAGACUUAUAGGAAAAUGGCAUGUGGGCUACCAUACACCCCAACACACACCUUUACAUAGAGGAUUUGAUUCAUUUUUGGGAUAUUAUAAUAGCUACAUUAGUUAUUAUGAUUACAGAUAUUCGCAAGGGAAUAUGAGUGGUUUGGAUCUGCAUCGAGGGGACGUACCAGGUCAUGGAAUGCAGGGUCAAUACGCCACUGACCUUUUUACUGAGGAAGCUCUCAGAAUUAUUGACCAUCACGAUCCACAACGACCUUUAUACCUUCAGAUUUCGCAUUUAGCCGUGCAUGCUCCUCUGGAAGUUCUAUUGGACAAUUUUCACAACAAGGAAUUCGCCCAUAUUCGCGAACCUAACCGCAGAAAAUUUGCAAUGAUGGUUUCUCGUUUGGACGAUUCACUUGGUAGAGUCGUUGCUUCGUUGGGAGAUAAAGGAAUGUUGAAGGACUCUGUGAUUUUAUUCCUCACUGACAAUGGUGCUGCCUCCAUAGGUGAAUUCCGAAACUGGGGAUCAAAUUAUCCUCUAAGAGGGACAAAAUACACAUUAUACGAAGGUGGAGUGAGGGGUGUGGCAGCUCUCUGGUCACCAAGAUUGCAAAAAAUGGCUGUUGUCUCAGAACAAUUAAUUCACAUAACAGAUUGGUUGCCAACUCUUUAUUCGGCAGCAGGUGGUAAUUUGAAGGAGCUGGGAGAAAUUGAUGGAGUUGAUCAAUGGCCAGUUCUCAGUGAAGGUCGUGGAUAUGCCAGAGAAUCUAUUGUACUGAAUAUCGACGAAGUUACAAAAACUGAGGCGGCGAUAAAUAAUCGAUUUAAACUCGUCAGAGGUUCAUUGAAACGAGGAUAUUAUGAUGGUUUUCAUGGAGAAUCUGGACGAAAUAGAGAAGUCCCAAAUUAUAAUACAACAAAAGUGAUGAAAAGUGCUGUUUCUGGAAGCAUUUCAGCUCAUCUUGGAGGACCGGUCACCCAACCGAGCGCGAUGGUUAGUUUGAGACUGCAAGCAACUGUCCAGUGCUUUUCAAAUAGCACGUAUUACUCUUAUCCGAUCCGAAAUACGUUUAUUACUUGUAAUGAGACAGAGUGUCUUUUUGAUAUUAUAAACGACCCUUGUGAAACAAAAAAUAUUGCGAAACAGUACCCUAAUCGAGUUAAGUAUCUGGACAAAUUACUCGAAAAAUAUGGACAGUAUCUUAAAAAACAAGUGAAAUAUCCAAUUCAGUGGAUGGCAGAUCCGAGAAGGAAAAAUAACACUUGGGAACCUUGGUUAACUCCCAAUGCUAUGCUUUAUGCUUACACAAGUGCGGCAUCGAAAAAAAACGUUUUAGCAGCGUUUGCUCAUUUCGGCUUGGUUUUAAUAAUUGCUGGUCUAAGGACUUUUGUCUGACCUAAAAUUAACGGCACGUGUCUUAUCUUUUAGCAAAUAAAUCUUAUCAAAAUUAUGGCUACAUAACUAUAUGAAACUUUAUCAUCCUUGCUACGAUGAACUGCAAUUCUAUAUUUUGAUAAUGAUUUAACAUGUUAUAGUUUAAUAAAUUUAGAUGUUUUUUAUCUGCAUUUUGAUUUAAAAAACUAAAAUCAAAAUUGAUUAAUUUUACGCUUGUUAAGUAAAAU
Belonocnema kinseyi is the source of this 2184-nucleotide messenger RNA. Its product is annotated as arylsulfatase B-like. The record is from RefSeq and is a predicted model, not a curated record. Lineage: Eukaryota; Metazoa; Arthropoda; Insecta; Hymenoptera; Cynipidae. The transcript has 8 exons. The coding region runs from base 197 to 1957 and encodes 586 amino acids.